AUGUCGGUGGGCGCCAACUUCGCCAAGGCCAAGAGCAGCAUCGCCCACCAGCGGUCCAUCGCCGUGCUGACGCUCUACAGCUGCAUGACGCCGCUCGGCAUCUUCCUGGGCAUGGUGCUGUCCGAUUCCUUGCGCGGCAGCAGCGCGCUGGCCAUGGAGGCCGUGGCGCUGAGCAUCGCGUCGGGCAGCUUCAUCUACCUGGCGUUCCACGAGCUGUCGGAGGAGAACGCGAGCCAGGAGAGCCACACCAUCGAGAAGCUCGCGCUCUUCUCCGCGGGCAUGGCCAGCAUGGCCGUGCUGGCCGCGUGGGCAUAG
This is a messenger RNA of Phytophthora sojae, 315 nucleotides long. RefSeq lists its product as hypothetical. Bases 1 to 315 code for a protein of 104 amino acids. Gene Ontology annotation, biological process: metal ion transport; transmembrane transport. Gene Ontology annotation, molecular function: metal ion transmembrane transporter activity. NCBI's taxonomy places the organism in Eukaryota, Oomycota, Peronosporomycetes, Peronosporales, Peronosporaceae. The transcript has a single exon. The record is from RefSeq and is a predicted model, not a curated record. Gene Ontology annotation, cellular component: membrane.